This is a messenger RNA of Conger conger (European conger), 2051 nucleotides long. Its product is annotated as zinc-binding protein A33-like. The coding region runs from base 503 to 1489 and encodes 328 amino acids. The record is from RefSeq and is a predicted model, not a curated record. Gene Ontology annotation, molecular function: protein binding; zinc ion binding. NCBI's taxonomy places the organism in Eukaryota, Metazoa, Chordata, Actinopteri, Anguilliformes, Congridae. The transcript is spliced from 5 exons.
UUGUAAAAGAUAAUACAUAAUGAUUGGGCAACAGCAUGACAACAAGAAGUCAAGGGUCAUGAAAGAGUGUAGAAAAAUCUGUUUUUAAUUUUCCAUUAAUAUCAGGCACUCAGAACGGGUGACCCAGAUGCGAAACCAAGGAGUAGUAUUUAUAAUAAAAGUCUUAACAGGUAUCAAUCAGAAAUGGGUCGUAACAGGUAUCAAUCAGAAAACGCUGGAAAGAAUGGCAUAAACACAUAACAAUCUGGCAAGGAACUGAACAAAACAAGGGUUUAAAUAAUACAGGUAACAAGAGAGAAUAGGAAUCAGAUGGGGAAACAAUCAGGAAGUGAAACAAUCAGGAAGUGAAACAGGUGAAACGAAUGAGUGAAGUGAGAUGAACUGACAGGGAGGCUACGGUGUGCACAGAGGUAACAAAAACAAGGAAACACUAAUAGAUAGAAUACAAUACACUGAAAACACAAAACCUAACACUUAAAAAUAUUGGGAGAACUUGGAAUUGAUGGGGAAGAGUAUUCUGAAGGAGAAGUCCACUCGGCUGAAGGCCAACAUCAGCGCUCGGUUCAGGGAGCUCCAGAACUUUCUGCAGAAGAGGGAGCAGGAGCUGCAAGCGGAAGUGGUGAAGGAGGAGAAGAGGGCUCUGCUGCCCAUGCAGGCGAACCAGGCGGCCAUGACUCAGAGGCUCAACCCCCGUCUGGAGAAGGAGAGCGCCCUGCUGUCAGGUCUAGACAUCGACGAGUCCGACAACUUCCAACAGUGGUGGUUGGACCACGGGUCCCCUAUUGUGGGCGAGCUGAAGAACCGGGCCAGUGGAACCGGUGAAAUAUCGGGUCAGCAUACAGUGGGAGAGUUCAGAUCGGAGGCGGAGGACCUCCAAGUGACCCCGGACACCCCCCGCUCCCUCACCCUGGGUCCGUAUGAGUCCCACCUGCAGCUGUUCGUGUGGAAGGAGAUGCUGAAGGUUGUCAGACCGGUUCCAGACUGCGUAACGGUGGAGGACAAUGACGACCCGGUGUUGAAGGUGUCACGCGACGGGCUGGGCGUCAGACACGUGGACGUGAGGCCCAGCCGGAUGUGGGCGUGGGGGAGAGACCCGCAGUACUCCAUGUCGCACACGUGGAGCGGCGAGGGCUUCGGGGCGGGGCAGCACUACUGGGAGGUGACGGUGGGGGAGAAGCUGCACUGGAGCCUGGGCGUGGAGGCCGACCCGCACGGCGACAGGGAGAGCGUGUGUCGGCUGAACGGCCGCUUCGGGAAGCACCGGGUCCAGACGCAGCGCGAGGUCCCGCUGGACCUGGGGACGCAGCCACGCGUCGUGGGCACGUACCUGGACUGCGACAGGAAGCGCGUGGAGUUCUACGACGCCGACCACGUCAAACUCAUCGCCUCUGCCACGUACGACACCGACAAGCCGCUGUUCGCCUACUUCAACCCCGGCUUCUACCUGCAGGGGGAGAACGCCGACCCACUGGCCCUGCGUCCGUACUGAAAGCCCCGAUGUAGCCACGAUAAGAUCCGCACAGCUGCUGGGCCCUCGAGCAAGGCCCUGAACCCCGCAUUGCUCCCGGGGGAUUGUCCCCUUCUUUGUCUAAAUCAAUUCUAAGUCACUUUGGAUAAAAGUGUCCACAAAAUAUCUCAUUAAAAAAAUAUUUCAAAUCAGUAAUUUACAGAUUGAGGGUCCUCAUACUCACACAGCAGACUUGUACAUUUAAUUUAACGCAGGGACCACGUAAAACAAUAGCGCUUUUUUAUAUUCACAUUUUUUAUUAAAAAAUGCUCGUACAUACGUCAGUAUUUAACGGUUUCUUUACUAUCAGUGCUGCCCUUGCAUGCUAUUGAAAUCAUCACAUUAGUGUUGUGUUUUAUGGUCAGAAUGGAGAGCUAUCUGACGAUAUUGAUUUAUAUGAAUAAAUAUUAAAUGUACUUUUGCACAAAUUUUGAAGAUGAAAUCAAGAUGAAAAUGAAUGUUUUAUGUCUUGAAUUCCAUCAUGUUCAGAGACAGUAUCUGUAACUAAUUACAAUGUGGGUAAGUCAAUAAAGAAACAUUUUAU